GAUGAAGUGACCCGAUGAAUAAUGAUACUUUAGGAAAAGAAAACAGCUAUUUACUCUGCUAAUGUCAGUUUUAUUGCAAAGGGGAUGACUAAGCAAUUUGUGUGAGAAGAAGGCCAUGGCAAUGGAGUACCCAAACAGGACUGUGGUGAGCCACUUUUUCCUGGAGGGUCUGAUGUACACAGCUGAACAUCCUACCCUCUUCUUUGUCCUCUUUUUCUUUGUCUAUAGCAUCACGGUGACAGGGAAUCUCCUCAUUCUCAUAACUGUGGGCUCUGACUCUCACCUCCGCUCCCCCAUGUAUCACUUUCUGGGGCACCUUUCCUUUCUGGAUGCAUGUUUGUCUACAGUGACAGUGCCCAAGGUCAUGGCCGGCCUGCUGACUCUGGAUGGGAAGGUGAUCUCCUUUGAGGGCUGUGCUGUACAACUUUACUGCUUCCACUUCCUGGCCAGCACUGAGUGCUUUCUGUACACAGUCAUGGCCUACGACCGCUACCUGGCCAUCUGUCAACCCCUUCAAUACCCAGUGACCAUGAACAGGCAGAUGUGUGCAGGGCUAGCUGGGGUCACCUGGGCCAUAGGUGCCAUGCACUCUGCAAUCCAUACUUCCCUCACCUUCUACCUGUUCUACUGUGGGCCUCACCACAUUGCCUACUUCUUCUGCGACAUCCCCCCUGUGCUGAAGCUGGCUUGUGCGGACACCACCAUAAAUGAGCUUGUCAUGCUUGCCAACAUCGGCAUCGUGGCUGCAGGCUGCCUGAUCCUCAUCAUCACUUCCUACGUCUUCAUCGUGGCAUCUGUGUUGCGCAUCCGCACAGCCGAGGGCCGGCAGCGAGCCUUCUCCACUUGCACCGCCCACCUCACCGUGGUGCUCUUGUACUAUAUGCCACCUGUCUGUAUCUACCUGCAGCCUCGCUCCAGUGGAGCAGGAGCUGGGGCCCCUGCUGUCUUCUACACAAUAGUCACUCCCACACUCAACCCUUUCAUUUACACCCUGCGGAACAAAGAGGUGAAGCAUGCUCUGAGAAGGCUUCUGUGCCAUGGCUCUCAAGAGUCUCCAGCAGGCAGCCUGCCCACCUAACCUGUGUUGUCACACUGUUAAUUUGCCU
This is a messenger RNA of Carlito syrichta (Philippine tarsier), 1106 nucleotides long. RefSeq names its product olfactory receptor 10S1. Gene Ontology annotation, molecular function: G protein-coupled receptor activity; olfactory receptor activity. Bases 116 to 1078 code for a protein of 320 amino acids. Lineage: Eukaryota; Metazoa; Chordata; Mammalia; Primates; Tarsiidae. Gene Ontology annotation, cellular component: membrane. The record is from RefSeq and is a predicted model, not a curated record. Gene Ontology annotation, biological process: G protein-coupled receptor signaling pathway. The transcript has a single exon.